GUUAUCGGUUUCUGACCAGUUCAAUCCAAAACAGAAAAAGAUGUCCCUGGCUAGUAGAAUACUGCAACAAGGUUCCCGCUUGUGGAAUGGUCUCAGUGCCGCGCGUGGUUUCCACCUUCUCACCCGGCCGGCGGCUCCUGCAAUUGUAUCAAUUCAAAGCUCGCAACUUGUGGCCGCCACAACUGGAAUCUGUCAGACGUCGGGUCUGCUGACGCCUGGCUCCACUUUGGUCCAGCAGGUGGCGGGAUUCAAGGUCAAGGGACGCCUGAAGCGACGCUGCAAGGACUGCUACAUCGUGGUGCGCCAGGAGCGCGGUUAUGUCAUCUGCCCCACGCAUCCACGCCACAAGCAGAUGUCGAUGAAGAAGCGCGACUACAAGUCGUGGAUCCUGACGCACGCCACCCAAUCCAAGGAGCGCGGCUAUUAGACCUAAUUAGGCAUUAAUAAAAGCAUUUCUUUAAAUAUGUUCAUAAAUAAAUAAAAGAAAAAUAAUCC
Messenger RNA from Drosophila melanogaster (fruit fly), 495 nucleotides. It is a transcript of the gene mRpL36, whose product is annotated as mitochondrial ribosomal protein L36. The transcript has 2 exons. Gene Ontology annotation, molecular function: structural constituent of ribosome. Gene Ontology annotation, cellular component: mitochondrion; ribosome. NCBI's taxonomy places the organism in Eukaryota, Metazoa, Arthropoda, Insecta, Diptera, Drosophilidae. The coding region runs from base 41 to 427 and encodes 128 amino acids. Gene Ontology annotation, biological process: translation. The record is from RefSeq and is marked reviewed.